UGGUUUUCUGCAAAGUGCAACAUGACUCUGUUGAUUUGAGCUUUUCAGGGUGACGCUGUCAGAGUGUGACCAGGUCAGAUCAUCAGUGCAGGGACGGUGUGAUCUGAGCCGCAUGAUGCAUGCCAUGCAGUGCUCAUGUCCAAUGCACAGCACUGAGCUGCACACACAGGGGACGUGCAGCUUGUUGUCACCGCGUUCAAACACAGUGACGUGCGGCAGAGGCUGGCUGCACAAAGACAGACUGUGACUGUGGCUGCGAGCUAACAAAGAGACUUCAAAUACACACUUCAGGUUUUCAGCUGCACCAGGCUGUCUAGUUCUUCACUGUCUCAAAUGCAGUCCCUGCCCAUGGAAGUGGGAAGCAGCAGCUCGGCCCCCGGCGACACAUCUGGCUCGGUGGUGCAGGUGUGCUUCCCCAGUGCUCAGACCUCGGUGCUGGACAGCCUGAACCGGCAGAGAGAAGACGGCAGGCUCUGCGACCUCUCCAUCCACGUCCAGGGACAUGUGUUCAAAGCCCACCGCUGCGUCCUGGCUGCCUCCUCACCUUACUUCCAUGACCAGGUACUACUGAAGAACAUGUCGACAGUGUCCAUCCCGGCGGUAAUGGACCCGCUGGCGUUUGAGAGCGUGCUGAGCUGCGCCUACACCGGUCAGCUCCAGAUGCUGCGCGAGGACAUCGUUAACUACCUCACAGUGGGCAGCGUCCUGCAGAUGUGGCACAUCGUGGACAAAUGCACCGAGCUGCUGAAGGAGGGCCGGGCGGGAGGAGGGAGGGGUGGAGGAGGAGGAGGAGGAGGGGGAGGAGGAGGAGGAGGAGGAGGAGGCGGCGUCAUGCAGGAAGGAGCCAGUGUCGGAGGAGGUGGAGGGACAGCAAACCUCGGGUGCAGCAGCAGCAACGGUGACGGCGGUACAGGUGUUGGCAAUGGAGCUGGUGGUGAUGGCGGCGUGGGUGGUGGUCAAGCACAGGUCGUAGGGUCCAACGAACCCCAGCGGGCCUCCCAUCCUCCCAGCCGGCCCUCAGUGAGUGAGAGCCAGUCUCCCAGCAGCACCAACUACUUCAGCCCCAGGGACGGGAGCAGUUUUGGAGGAAGCGGUGCGGCCGCCGCUGGGGCCUCAGUGGACGGAGGCGGAGCCAGCAACACCCCCAGCUACUGCACCCCGUCGGGAGGAGAGGAAGCCUUCCUGAUUGAGGAAGAGGAGGAGGAAGUAGAGGAAGAAGAAGAGGAGGUGCUGUACCAUCAGAGGAAGAGAGGAAGAGGAGGGGGCAGCGGGAGGAGGAAGAAAAUGAGCUCAGUGUCAGAGCAGGAAGUCGGCGUCAGCGACAGCUUUGGCGUGUCGUCCUACCAGGAUGGCGAUGACUCAGCGUUGCCACCACAGAAGCGUCCAACCUACAGCCAGCCCAGCAUCAUGCCUCGUAAACAGUGGGUGGUUGUGAAAACUGAACGUAUGGAGGACGAUGACCUCAUAGUGGUGUCCGGAGAGGAGGGAGGAGACGACGAGGAGGACGAGGAUGAAAGGGAGAUGGAGCUGGCCAGAGAGAGGGAGAGAAGCGACUUCAACAUCUCCAACGUUAGGAGCCUUUCAGCCGAGCUGGCCGGCAGAGCGGAGAACGACAUGGACUCACAGGGCGACUACUGCCAGUCUUCAGAAGACUACCUCAAGUUCGAAGGCAGUUUAAUGGACCAGACUUUAGCUCAGCACCUUCAUGAAAGUGCAGCAGGUCAAAGCCAGAGCGCUAACCGUGCAGUUUCAGCGCUGCUGGGCCAGGUUCAGUCUGCAGCUACAGCCCGGGCCCAGCUCUUCCCCCUGGACAUGCAGGGAAACCAGAUCCUCCUUUACAGCCAGGCCUCCGGACUCUCUCUGGACGCUGGCGCCCCUCCUCUGGGGAUGGCAGGCGGUAUGAUUGGUGGAACUUCCUACAAAGGUCCCACCCUGGAGCACGGUGCGGUCCACCUGUCGGUGCAGGGCGGUUUGGGGGUUGAUGGGAUGGACGGCGGGGGGAUUGGAGGUGGAGGUGGGAGUGGUGGCAGUAACGGUAACAGCGGGGGAUCAGGGAAAGUGUUUAUGUGCCACUGCGGCAAGACCUUCACUCACAAGAGCAUGAGGGACCGCCACAUUAACAUGCACCUGGACCUGAGGCCCUUCCACUGCCCCGUCUGUGCCAAGAAGUUCAAGAUGAAGCAUCACCUCACAGAGCACAUGAAGACGCACACAGGCCUCAAGCCGUACGACUGCCUCGGCUGCGGCAAGAAGUUCAUGUGGCGCGACAGCUUCAUGAGGCACCGCUCGCACUGCGAGAGGCGCAGCGGGCUGGGAGAGGGCGGAGAAGGCGGGAAUAGUGGUGAGGGAGGGAGACGAGGAGGAGGUGGAGGUGAGGACGGGCCAGAUUUGAUUUCCUCCCCUCACCUCCUCCUGUCUGGUGGUGAGGGAGGACAGGGCGGUAUUCUGGGAGGAGGAGGAGGAGGAGGAGGAAGAGGGGGCAUGUCUGUUUCUUCUCCACAUCUUUCUGGCUCCGUCCUGUCGCCGCAGCACAGCAGCGUCUCAGCGACAGGAAGCAGCAGCAGUAACAACAGUUUGAAUAACGGCAGCGGCGCCGCGCUGAGCAACAACAUGGCUGCGGCAGCAGGCGUGCUGCUAGGGGUCGUCUCUCAGAGUCCAGGUCAAGGUCAGGGAUCAGGGAUGUUUGGCGGUCUGGGGCUGGGUCGAAGCGUGUGUGAUGAAGACGUGUGUGAAGUCAGUGCCAAUGAUAGUAGCGUGACUUAAACCAAAACUGUGUUAUGUCCAACGGGUGCCUCUUUCUCAGUCAUGCUUCUCGUUCCUGCUGCUGUUUUUUUACAUUAUAGUAAACGUGGAAGAAGCUCGGUGCUCUUCCGGAACACGUCUAACUGCCAACACUCAGCACUUCAAGCAGGAAGCACGGACACGGAAAAGGUGAGGCUCCCGUUGGACAGACAACCUGAAGAACCUGUAAGUGUCGAUAGAAAAAUGGGACUUGGAGAAUCCAGUCGACUGUUGUGCCGUGAAGUUUCUGAAACAGACUUGUGGUCGUGCUGAUGCCAUCUUAAGUUAUCCUCAAUUCUCGUACCGCAAAGACUUCAAGGAAACUUGCCUCCGAAAAAGUGGCCUCAUUAAAAAUGGACCUUUUGUCUCAGUGAGUAAGCUAUCGUUUUAAAUAUCCCAGAUGUUACUAAAGUUUAUUUUUUUGGUUUUGUGGAAGAAUGCUGUGCGUGCCGAGAGGAAACCAAAAAUGAAAAGACAGUGCUUCACUAACUGUUACCUUCUGUGACAACAUUAUAGUAUCAGUAGAGUAGAAAAAUGGCUGUUCUAAAUUGCUGUGAUUUUCUGCAGUAUUGUAUUGUAACGUAUCAUAUGAUUUCACUUUAAGAGAAGAAACACAAAUGUGCAAAAACGAACAAGCUGAAGAUGCACAUUGUGUUUUUGUUUCUUACAGCAGCAGCGGUUCAUUUUCCUCUCAUGUACCAGACUAACUGUCAGCACUGCCAUGUUGUUUUAGAUGAUACCACGCUGCCGCUUUGCAUUCUGGAUUAGAGUCAAAGGCACAAUCAUUUAUCCUCAUCGCAGCAGAAACCCUGACAGAGCCCACGAGCUCCAGCUCUUUUCCGAUCUGGUCCAGACGUACUUAAACAAGCUCUCCGUUGCUUUUGUUUUUGCUGCCGUUACCUGCUUUCACUUUCUUGUUGUUCACAGAGUUCUUGUGCUUUGAGAAGUAUAUUAUCACUGUAAAUAUAGAGAGAUAUAUAUAUUAAUGUCGUUUACUCAUCAGACCUGGAACAAAUACUAACUGAUGCGUUCGCUGCUGUCCGGUCUGCUUUGAAGGAGUUCAUGAAGCAGUAAAGAAAGUAUUUUGAAAGUUUUCUGCACCGAGUUUCCCAGAACUCAUCUUAACCUACAGAGCGCCUCUUCGACGAUGUUCACGUCAAUGAAGAGUAUGAAAGCAGUGACAGGCGGUGGUCUGAUCUAAGCUAUACAGUGUAUAGUGUGUUUACAAGCGUACCUCCUCAGAACGGUUGACCAAGUAGAUUUCACUCAAGUUUUGAACCCACGUGAAAAGAAAACCUCCGUUUUUUUUUCAGUAGCCGUUGCACAUGAAUAAGUCAAAUAUUAUUUUUAUGAAUGUUCUGUUAUGAAGAGUGCUACACAUUUCAUUUUCUUGGGUUUCAAAUAUUUUCUACUGGUAGUUUUUCUUCCUGCAAUAAUUUUAAAAGAAUCGUUGAGUCACACACGUCCUGACCUCGCGAGCGUUUGGAAAUGCUGAUGGAUGUUCUCUCCAUCAACGAGGGAAGUUAUCAGCAGUGGUUUUGGUCCUGGAUGUGAAUGUGGCAGCAGUCCAGGUACCUUGGGUUCAAUAAGCUGAAGAUUGUUUUGGUUCAGUUCUCUCACAUGUUCCACGUUGAAGAUUUCAAGAAUAGUGAAACCAGGUCAGAAAUGUUGCCUGAACAAAACUUUAAUUAAUAUUCAGCCAACUUGUCAAACAUCCUGAACACAUCCGUUUUGAGUAACAGUGGUAGUUUCUAUUAAAAAUAAUUGAUUAGCUGAUGAACAAAUAUUAAUUGCUGAUUGUAACCCCCUCGCCUCACCCUCUCCUUCCUAGGGCGAAGGAGAAACUGUGGAGGCCUUGAAAAGUGUUAAACCCACAAAAGAUCCUCUCUGUUGUAGAAGCAGGGCAGUUCAUCGUGAUGAUGGAUGGUCUGUGUGCACACACACCUGAGAUAAUGUCCUGGAUUAACGCUCUGACUUUAACCUAAACUGAACCAAACUAAGGAAAGAAGAUUUCACAAAGAACACUGCUCGUUAAUUUAGACGUGUUCUAAACAAAUAAUCUGACCUUCUUCAUAAUAAUAAUUGGAAGCCUGGUAAUAGUAGCUAUGUUUUUACCAUGCGCUGGGGAAAGGCUGAACUGCAGAUAGAAUGAGUUAUUUGUUGGAUCGGAGGAAGUUCAUCAUCGUUUACUCACAAUUACAGAAAAAUGAAGUUGCCUCAUGGAAACACAGGUCGGUUUGUUUACGUUGAACCUCACUGUACACGAGUACCAUGCUCUCUUCUGAAUACACUCUAUGUCUGUAUCUGAACUGUUGUAGUUAGACAGUAACAUCAAUACUGUGUGAUGCAUUUAGGGACCACGCUGAACAUGUACCAGUACAACUACUGAUAAGACACACACUGAUCACAGCAGGAAUACGUUCUGUUCGUGAAGGAGGUCGUUUUUGAAAGUGGGACGUUGCCAAAUGGGUUCAGGUGGUUUACUCAUUCAACACUAAUAUUUCUGUUUGUUAUCACAAAGUGUGUACAUGAUUCAAAACUAAUGUGUGUGUGUGUAUAGAAGUAAAGUAUAUUUGUACCGUAUUGGGACACCUUAAACACGGAUCAGGUUUAACCACCAUUAGUGCACCUUGUUCUUAUUUUUCUUUGGUGGCCACGAUACAACAUGAUACAUUCCAAUAUGUCUUUAUAUAGAAAGUCACAGACUUGUUAGAAGAGAAGAAACACCUGUUCACCCCCGACUGUGUUUGUUAUUGUAGCUCUUAUUCUAACUAAUUGAACCAUUUCACAUUUAACAGGCUGCAGAUUCUCCAGUUAUUAGUUAUUAAUCGUAUCAUUUCUGAACUAUGUGCUUCACAUCUCAUUCAGCUGUAACCCGGAACAACAGCAAAUGUUCAGAGCAUGAUUUUCCAGAAAAGAGAAAAUUAUCCAAACAGCCUUUUUAAUAAAUCACAGAGGAGUGCUCCCCUUGUGGCCACAGUUGGUACUGUGAAUCAGAGAUGAUGACCAUGUAUUGUGUUUAUGAAGAUAUGUAGCUGUAUUAUUGUUUCACUCCUGUGUGUAACAUUAUUUAACCAAAUCAAACUGUGUAGAAAACUUCAUUCAGUGUGCCGGUGCAGCUACAGCACGGGGCGCUGGAAGAAAUAUUACACGUGACCUCUUCAAACGUUUUGCAUGCCUUCAGA
Molecule: messenger RNA, 5966 nt
Organism: Larimichthys crocea (large yellow croaker)
Lineage: Eukaryota; Metazoa; Chordata; Actinopteri; Sciaenidae
Gene: zbtb22b
Product: zinc finger and BTB domain containing 22b
Exons: 5
Coding region: 334-2763 (809 amino acids)
Biological process (GO): regulation of transcription by RNA polymerase II
Molecular function (GO): DNA-binding transcription factor activity, RNA polymerase II-specific; protein binding; RNA polymerase II cis-regulatory region sequence-specific DNA binding
Source: RefSeq, a predicted model, not a curated record